This is a messenger RNA of Plenodomus lingam JN3, 288 nucleotides long. The record is from RefSeq and is a predicted model, not a curated record. Lineage: Eukaryota; Fungi; Ascomycota; Dothideomycetes; Pleosporales; Leptosphaeriaceae.
AUGUUUUUGGACGUGGAUGUCGUUGUGGCCGCUAGCCGACCGCUACGGUCUCGAGAGAAAUUCGAGGCUUCGUCGCUGCCGGUGAAAGACCGAGAGAAAACGUCACCUGUCCUCGCUGCCCUCGCUCCCUCCCUCUCUCUCUCCCUCUCUCUGACUGAGCCAGCGGCGAAGAGGCAGAGAUCCGCCAGACUCAUAAUUACACUUUCAAUACCGAGCUUCAGCAUGGACAUGCGCGACGUUAAACGCCGAGCAUCCGCCUGCAGCUAUGCUCUGACGCCAAAGUUAUAA